This is a messenger RNA of Homarus americanus (American lobster), 2021 nucleotides long. Its product is annotated as ankyrin repeat domain-containing protein 29-like. Lineage: Eukaryota; Metazoa; Arthropoda; Malacostraca; Decapoda; Nephropidae. Gene Ontology annotation, molecular function: protein binding. The record is from RefSeq and is a predicted model, not a curated record. Bases 813 to 1331 code for a protein of 172 amino acids. The transcript has 5 exons.
GCUAACCAAGCCUGUGCCACCACCGCCUGUGCCACCACCGCCUGUGCUAUCCAAGCCUGUGCUAACCACGCCUGCGCCACCCCCUGCCUGUGCAUCCAAGCCUGUGCCAACCACUGUGCCACCCCCGCCUGUGCUAUCCAAGCCUGUGCUAACCACGCUUGCGCCACCCCCGCCUGUGCCACCACCGCCUGUGCUAUCCAAGCCUGUGCUAACCACGCCUAUGCCACCACCGCCUGUGCCACCACCGCCUGUGCUAUCCAAGCCUGUGCCAACCACUGUGCCACCCCCGCCUGUGCUAUCCAAGCCUGUGUCACCCCCGCCUGUGCCACCCCUGCCUGUGCUAUCCAAGCCUGUGCUAACCACGCUUGCGCCACCCCGCCUGUGCCACCACCGCCUGUGCUAUCCAAGCCUGUGCUAACCACGCCUGUGCCACCACCGCCUGUGCUAUCCAAGCCUGUGCUAACCACGCCUGUGCCACCCCGCCUGUGCUAUCCAAGCCUGUGCCACCACCGCCUCUACCAUUCAGGCGUUUUUUAACCACGCCUGUGCCACCACUGCCUACGUUACCCAAGCCUGUGCCACCACCGCCUGUGCCACCACCGCCUCUACCAUUCAGGCGUUUUUUAACCACGCCUGUGCCACCACUGCCUACGUUACCCAAGCCUGUGCCAACCACGUCUGUGCCACCACCGUCUGUGCUACCCAAGCCAACCUCCCCUACUGACACAGUCCCUCAGUCCGGGGAGAGAGGUCACCUGGGCAUUAGGAAAGGAGCGCGUCUGGUGUCCUCCGUCAGUGGCCAGCUGGUAGGAAUGUCACAGCUGGUGAGGAUGAAGAUUAAACUCACCACUACGGGACACAAGGCUCUCCCAGAUGGUAGGAACUCACUCCACCUGGCGGCCGAGGACGGUAACAAACAGAAGGUGAAGAAUCUACUGAAGGCAGGAGCUCGAGUCAACAGCUUAGACCAUCAGGGGUUUACGGCACUCCAUCUGGCGGCCUGGGGAGGACACGAGGAAGUCAUCACUGUCCUCUUGAAACAGAAUGCUGACCAGGAAAUAUUGGCACAAGGUCGGCGGGCGUUUCACUGGGCAGCUGUAGGUGGUCACGUCCCAGCCAUGAGAGAACUUGACAGAUAUGACAGGCAGAGCAAAUUCUCCCUGACUGAGCACCACAAGACGGCACUCCACUUAGCGGCAGACCACGGCAACCUAGAAGCCGUGAACUGGCUCUUGAAACACGGGGUUGAUCUGGAACUUGAAGAUGAGAAUGGUCUGACGGCUGAGGACUAUGCCAGAGACGAGGGCAUACUGCUGUGGUCACCUACCUGAGACAACAAUACCUACAGCAGAAGCCAGACCUGCUAAUGUAGUAGUGUAGUAGGAUAGUAUUAACAUAGCCAGGUGUGCUAAUGAGAUUUCAUACAUCGCUUCACCUGUCCUUCCUCUUCAUUCAUAACAUUCAUACAUUGUGUAAGUUCCCACUUGUCGAACUCUCAUCAUCAUUCACCUUUUUCAUCCUUCACUUUAAUUACCUAGUAUAUAUACCAACCUCUUAGCAUAUAAAAAAUACCUAAGUGUUAUCUUUGGUGUAGAAACCAGGCCCCUUCAUCAAUUAUAAUUAAGAAAAUGAACUAAAAAAAACGUUCAUCACAAUAUUUUUUUUAAAAGACAAAAAGAUAUCACACAAACUUUAGACUGAAGUGUUGUUCCAAUACUUAUUUAUGUGAUUUAAUGUAGUUUUGUUUUUUUAUAUUAAAUUUUCGUCUACACACACACCGUCAAGCACAUAGUUUAGUCGUGGUAGUUUCCCCUUAAGAGUUACAAACCUUCUCUUUCCAUUCACUAUUACACAGAGGAUCCCUGCUGUCCCAUCACUACCACCGUUCUAGUCAUGGGAUGGAAAAACUUCACCUCCCUAUCCUCUCUGCCUAUCCCUUUUCCCUUCCAUGUGUUUACAAAGUCCCUUGUUGUUUAUGUUUACAAAGUCCCUUGAUGUUUGUGUUUACAGAGUCCCUUGAU